Molecule: messenger RNA, 549 nt
Organism: Acanthisitta chloris (rifleman)
Lineage: Eukaryota; Metazoa; Chordata; Aves; Passeriformes; Acanthisittidae
Gene: HAO1
Product: hydroxyacid oxidase (glycolate oxidase) 1
Exons: 3
Coding region: 1-549 (182 amino acids)
Molecular function (GO): oxidoreductase activity; FMN binding
Source: RefSeq, a predicted model, not a curated record
AUGCCUGGAAAACCAGUCUGCAUUGCUGAUUUUGAAGAGCAUGCCAAAACAUUUCUCCCCAAGGCUGUGUAUGAUUAUUACCGAUCUGGAGCAGAUGACCAGCAAACACUGGCAGAUAAUGUGGCAGCAUUUUCCAGAUGGAAGCUGUACCCCAGGGUGCUCAGGGAUGUGUCAGUGAUGGACCUGUCCACCUCAGUUCUGGGGCAGAGGGUCAGCAUGCCGGUGUGUGUUGCAGCAACCGCCAUGCAGCGCAUGGCUCACGCGGACGGGGAGACGGCGACCGCCAAAGCCUGCCAGGCCAUGGGGACAGGGAUGAUGCUGAGUUCCUGGGCCACCUCUUCCAUUGAAGAAGUGGCUGAAGCAGCUCCAUCUGGUCUUCGCUGGCUGCAGCUUUACAUUUACAAGGACCGGGGGGUGACAGAAUCCCUCGUGAGGCGAGCAGAGAGGGCAGGAUACAGAGGGAUUUUCGUGACGGUGGACACUCCGUACCUUGGCAGGCGCAUCGACGAUGUGCGCAACAAGUUCCAGCUUCCUCCUCACCUCAGGUAG